Messenger RNA from Fonsecaea erecta, 2781 nucleotides. RefSeq lists its product as hypothetical. Bases 1 to 2781 code for a protein of 926 amino acids. The transcript has 6 exons. The record is from RefSeq and is a predicted model, not a curated record. NCBI's taxonomy places the organism in Eukaryota, Fungi, Ascomycota, Eurotiomycetes, Chaetothyriales, Herpotrichiellaceae.
AUGUCCAGCGUUCCUUCGGUCAGCGUGCCUCCCAAUUCUCUGCCGGGAUCGGCCAGACAAAGGCGACGUGUUGAGGAUGGAUGGCUGCAAGACCGACCUGAACAACCUGCGACGAAAGAGCGCCUCUUGGAGCUACUGCUCGAGAAAUACUGGCAGGGAGUUGCCCGUGAAAUCAAACAUAUUCUUCUAUCACUAGCAGAAAUCCGAGAUGUUGGGCUCGUCAAGACUGAAGUCAUCAACGCCGGUGCUGGAGAUAUCACAGGCUACAACACCUUUAUCGACCAGAUUUGCGAAAGCAAUCUCGUCAAGACCCAUGCCAAGGUAGGCCAGUCUGGCUGGGCUCGUGGGGAUCCUCACGAACCGUGGCAUCCUUUUCGCAAGCCAGAGCCGAGCGACAAUCAAGAAAUGAAAGAUGCUGUUGCGGCUGAGCUGCAGAAAAUGGCUCAGACACAAGAAGACUACUUGCACCUCCAAGCAAGGCUUCUCCUACAAGCAGCAGGAUUCCUCGAUAUCGACAAGCUAAUCGGCCAUCGGGAACCCGUGGAAACGCAUGGGUUUCACAUCUGGCGGAAAGGCCAGACGCCGCAACGCAAGUGCAUUCUCGAUGUUCGCUUGGAGCGCUGGAACGAGGAUUUCAGCCCCUCCUUGACAGCGGCAAGGUGCGCAAUUCCCAAAUGUAGGAACAUCCUGCGCGGUGUUUUGUUUCAAUGUCGGCGACAAGACUGCCAGGAGGUGCCUCGUCUCACUCGCGACGACUACAUCUGUGAGAAAUGCUUCCGUCAGCGCACACAUCCCCAGGAUCAUCUUGUCAAAGUGUACAAGCACCAUAUCCUUGAUGCAAUCAUGUUGCCGCACGUCAGCCGCAAGCUAUGUCGCUGUAGUGAUGUUGCCCCCUUUGAUGCCAACGGCUCAUACACCGCCCUGUACCCGAUCGACCCGAAUGCAAAGCAUCGCUGGGACAAGGCACAGAAGGUGCCGAAAUGCAGACUUUUCCAGCUCUCUGCCCUGGUUGUUGAUGCCAAACGUCAAGGCCUAGAGACACCUCUCGAGAACAAAAAGCAACUCCAGAGUCUGACCAAAGAUGCCUUGGCCACAAUCAGAACGAAGUCAUCCCCGAGAAGGCCCUUGAGACACGCAGCCGAGCAGAGGCUCGAAGAACAGCCAGAUGCCGAUAUCCCCUUUGUCUCAAAGACUGUCAACUCGAAAUUUCCUUUUGGAAAUACCCAUGUCGCGCUGAUGGUUGGUCCGCUGAUUAUCGAGAAUGGGGUCGAGCAUACCAAGGGUGGAGUCUUCAUCAGCAGCAGACAUCCUCUCAACUACUUGGUACCGCCCGAACGCGACGAGGAUCUUUCAGAUUGCCUCACCUUCAGCCGUGACAGGAAGAUUUACACGCAGAAAGACUUCCCUGUGCCUGAUAGAAGACUUAAAGCGUGUAUGAAACAGGUGGUCGGAGGCGCUUUCUCUCGCUGGACGAACGAGGAGCAAGAAGAUGAAAUCAUCCAAUGCCUUGUCUCCGAAAGCCUGUUCCCGAAUGGAUCCACCAUGCGCAGAUUGAGACACAUCCACGCCGCCACCACGCGACUGAAGGAGAAGAUCAAACCUAUAUUGGAAGGACGGAUUAUCCUGUACCUAGAGAAGAUAGUCACGCACCUCUUCGAUGUCGAGGUCGAUAUUGAAUGGCACGCCACAAAAAACAGCUGUCAGAGCUUCUGUGACUCCAUCCUGCGCCACGGAGACUUUGGGAGCUUGUUUGGCACGCCUGAAGGUGCGUGUCCGUACCUGCUGAGCUUUGUGGUCCGCAAAGAAGGAUACGACUAUGCGUUGGUCGAGUCAAAGCACGACGUCCCGAACGGUCUGACCGAAGAAUACCUCUUUGGGUUUCGGAGUGGCCGCCAUGAUGACGCCGACAUCAUUGACACCCUCCAGGAGUAUUGGUACGACUGGGGGGCUUUUGGUCAACACCUGUACCGCUUCCAGGACCUCUUCCCGUGGGACUGUACGGAGGCAUAUCGCAAAGACCCGACGACCUGCGGUACGUGCGACAUUUCCAAGCAUGUGUGGGCCUUCCCAUUCGACUCAUGGUCAAUGAUCCAUCUGCAUCUGCAGAAGGGUCGUCACUGGUACUGCCCUUCCUCGGAACGUGGAUAUGCUCGAUUGACGGACCAAGAAUGGAUGGACAAUCGCACCACACUCCUGCUGGCACAGGAUGCUCUGAUCAAGGGAGCGGUCGCCAUGUCGAGGACGCCGGCAUUGCUGUCUGCGUCGGCAUGGUUCAUGAAAUGCCCCGAGCCACAAUAUGACCGUCUCAAACUCGGCGGCAUCCACCGCGCCCAGCCGUUCAGCCACCGCUUCGAGGUCAACCGCUUCACGCACUUCUACCUCGCUCCCUGGGCACCCUUCACCCGCCCCUACCGCAUCAAAUGCUACGAGCUUCUUCGAGCGACCCGCAAGCAGCAGCGAGACGUGUGCCUCCCCAAAGGUCACCACGACCUCGAUCCCCUCGGCCUGACGACGUUGAUCGGAAAUCUGGGCAAGUCUUAUGUGAAAAUUGACAACCUCACCGAGGAUGUCGCUUUCUUCACCACGUUGGUCGAGAUCGCCACCGUGGGCGGCUUGGAUCAUGGGUUCGGGACUCUGUUCGGCGCCCCGGAUCUCUCUGACCAUGUCGAUACUUUGACCGGCAUCGCGACCUUGGCCCCGGACCCGAGCUCCAUCGGGGAUCUGGCUAGUGGGCUGAGUGAUUUGACGGAUCAUAUCAGUGACGCUUUCAACCUGUUUUGA